Messenger RNA from Funneliformis caledonium, 1044 nucleotides. The record is from the annotation of a GenBank genome assembly. Lineage: Eukaryota; Fungi; Glomeromycota; Glomeromycetes; Glomerales; Glomeraceae.
AUGUCUGUCAUGUUUAAUGCCGACACUUCGUCUUCUUCGUUACCAUAUAUCAUUAAAUUGACCGCAGGAAAACGUAGUACAGGAAUGGAUACUGAUUCAAGUAUUGCCACAAACACAAAUAUGAACACAGAACCAAAUAUGGACAUUUUCAAUGAAGCCGACGAAAAGGAAAAGAAAUGGUGGUCAGGAAAAGGUUCUCUAGGUUCUCUGGGUAUUGAUGAGAAAAGAUUACCUCUAGUAUUGGCGAGAGGAGUAAAAUUUAAUCAGUUUGCAAAAAGAGCUGAGAAGAUUAAGGCCAGAAGGUUCUUGGACUAUCGUAAUGGUACUAUAGCCAUUAUUGAAUUACCAACUGGAGGACACGAAGUUACAGCCCGUGAAUUUAGCUUUAAAUUUAUGACUGCAAUCUGUAAUGCAACAAAUCAAAGAAGUGUUUAUGAUUGGGGAUCGAAAAGUUUAUUUACUAAUCUCCCAACAGACGAAUAUCAAGAGCCAGACGCAUGUUUUAUACCUAUACGUCUGUUGGAUGCAUUGAACCCAGUACUAAAUCCUUGUGAUCGAGAUGGAAGCCCAUGGCCAACAAUCAUCCUUGAGGUUGCUUCCUCAGAAACUCUCCAACAUGUAAAGGAUAAGAUCAAUAACUAUUGGCUAGUACAAGAUCGUUGUGAAGAUGUAAUCGUUAUCAAAAUAGGUAAUUGGGAAGAAAAGCGUCGUAACCAAACGACCCAACGCCCUUUGCGUCGUUUGCGGCAAAAUCCAAACGCCACAACAUUCGAAGCAAUUGAAGAGAUUGAGUUUGGGUCCACGUAUGCUAAUGGCAGGGAAAGUAAUUUUUGCACUGGACCUCACAUGAAAUGGCUUACAAUUAAUUGUAAUUGUAUUUAUGCUGGUUGUCCUCAACCUCCUCCUCUUCCUUCAUUUUACACAUUUAUCUCUUCGCGACCUUUCAGUUCCCCUCGAUUUCCCUACCCUCUACAAGCACCGGGAGUUGCAAUGGACGUAUAUGAUCUUCAACAAGCGAUUUUUUCAGCUAUGGGUCAUAAUUGA